UAUAUCGGCUGCGUCUGCCUUUUACUAAAUUAAAUUAAUCGUCAACUGCCCUUCAAUGUUCAACAAAUCUUCGCAGUUUUCCGAAUCAUGGAGGAUAAAGAUGCCUUUUUUUUCAGUUUAAAGUGAUGACUUCUGUUAGGUUAGGUUUGACAAGUUCGGACGCCAUGCCCCGUUUGUAUUUAUAUCACCCCGUGAUCCACCAUCCGUACCCGACGCCAUUUCCAUCCCUUGCUCCCAAGCCAACACAGAAUCAGCUGACUUCGGUUGCUGUGCCGUCUUCUUCUUCUUCUUCUUCUUUUCUCCGAUCUUAUAGCGGUGGCCGGAGGAGGGAUUUCAGGGUCGGUGUUGGGAUGGGAGUGACCAAGAUGGCUGGAUCAAGGGUUUCUGUGGGAAGCAUAGCGGGAUCUGAUCCUGCCGGCGCUGGUAAGAUCUCGCAGCUCAACGCGGUUGUUCUCGGCGAGGCGCUGGUUUCCGAGGAGAAUGAUCUUGUCUUCCCCAGUCCAGAGUUCUCAGCGCAGGCUCUCGUUUCUUCCCCGGAACAGUAUGCGGAAAUGUAUAAGAGAUCAAUAGAAGAUCCGGCUGGUUUCUGGUCGGAGAUAGCUUCCCAGUUUUACUGGAAGAAGAAAUGGGAUCCAAAAGUCUUCUCAGAGAAUCUUGAUGCGAGGAAGGGGAUUGUGAAGAUAGAGUGGUUCAUAGGAGGAAUCACCAAUAUCUGCUAUAAUGCUUUGGAUGUAAACAUAGAAGCUGGGAAUGGUGACAAGGUUGCAAUCUUAUGGGAAGGAAAUGAGCCAGACCAGGAUGGGAAACUGACUUAUAAUGAGCUUCUGGAGAAGGUUUGCCAGCUGUCCAAUUACUUGAAAGAUGUGGGUGUUAGAAAGGGCGACACAGUUGUGAUUUACUUGCCAAUGUUGAUGGAGCUUCCAAUUUCUAUGUUGGCUUGUGCUCGUAUUGGUGCUGUGCACUCGGUUGUCUUUGCUGGCUUUUCUUCGGAGUCUUUGUCCCAAAGGAUAAUGGAUUGCAAGCCUAAAGUUGUAAUAACAUGCAAUGGUGUGCGCAGGGGUUCUAAAGAACUCAUACUAAAAGAUAUUGUGGAUAGUGCACUUGCGGAAUGUGCCAAGAAUGGUUUUUCUGUUGAUUUAUGCCUGACAUAUGAAAAUAAGUCAGCCAUGAGUAGAAAAGAGACAAAAUGGCGAGAUGGAAGAGACAUAUGGUGGCAGGAUGUAGUUCCGAAAUUUUCAACGAAGUGUGAUGUAGAGUGGGUGGAUUCUGAAGAUCCAUUGUUUCUCUUGUACACAAGCGGCAGCACUGGAAAGCCUAAGGGUGUAUUGCACACGACUGCAGGCUACAUGGUAUACACAGCAACAACGUUCAAAUAUGCUUUCGACUACAAGCCAUCAGACGUAUAUUGGUGCACUGCUGAUUGUGGUUGGAUCACUGGGCACAGCUAUGUGACAUAUGGACCUCUAUUAAAUGGAGCAACCAUAGUUGUUUUUGAAGGGGUUCCGAAUUAUCCAGAUUCUGGACGUUGCUGGGACAUAGUUGAUAAAUAUAAGGUGUCGCUUUUCUACACUGCUCCGACUUUGGUGCGUUCUUUGAUGCGUGAUGGUAAUGAGCAUGUGACUCGCCACUCACGCAAAUCCUUACGUGUUCUAGGAAGUGUGGGGGAGCCCAUCAAUCCUAGUGCAUGGAGGUGGUUUUUCAAUGUUGUCGGUGAUGCACGGUGUCUUAUAUCCGAUACCUGGUGGCAAACUGAGACUGGCGGUUUCAUGAUCACACCUUUACCAGGUGCUUGGCCGCAAAAACCCGGUUCGGCUACAUUUCCAUUUUUUGGGGUGCAGGCAGUAAUAGUUGAUGAGAAAGGCACUGAGAUAGAAGGGGAGUGUAGUGGCUACCUUUGUAUUAAAAAUUCAUGGCCUGGAGCCUUCAGAACGCUUUAUGGUGACCAUGAGAGAUAUGAGACCACAUAUUUUAAGCCAUUCCUAGGAUAUUAUUUCUCCGGUGAUGGUUGCAGCAGGGACAAGGAUGGGUAUUAUUGGCUCACUGGAAGAGUUGAUGAUGUAAUUAAUGUGAGCGGGCAUCGAAUUGGCACAGCGGAGGUUGAGUCAGCGCUGGUUUCUCAUCCUCAGUGUGCGGAAGCUGCAGUAGUUGGCGUUGAACAUGAGGUUAAAGGACAGGGAAUUUAUGCUUUUGUUACUUUGGUGGAGGGUGUUCCCUACAGCGAGGAACUGAGGAAAAGUCUUAUUUUAGCUGUCAGAAAUCAGAUUGGGGCAUUUGCUGCUCCAGAUAAAAUCCACUGGGCUCCAGGGCUCCCAAAAACGAGGAGCGGGAAGAUCAUGAGAAGGAUAUUAAGAAAGAUAGCUUCCAGGCAGCUGAAUGAGCUUGGUGACACCAGCACUCUUGCAGAACCUGCUGUGGUCGACCAGCUUAUCGCACUCACCGAUUCCUAAAGCAUUUUCCGGGGUUUUUCUCUCUUUCUUUCUUGGUUUUAUUUCAUUUUCGGCACAUCACCAUGAUUAUAGAUAUAGAAGUACUUUUAUGUUAAAAUUAUGUUUUCAAUAAAUUUUUUGAAUAUUUUUUCCUCUAUACUUGAUUGUUUAAAGGUGGAUUUAA
This is a messenger RNA of Phalaenopsis equestris, 2610 nucleotides long. Its product is annotated as acetyl-coenzyme A synthetase, chloroplastic/glyoxysomal. The transcript is spliced from 18 exons. The record is from RefSeq and is a predicted model, not a curated record. Gene Ontology annotation, molecular function: acetyl-CoA synthetase activity; AMP binding. Lineage: Eukaryota; Viridiplantae; Streptophyta; Magnoliopsida; Asparagales; Orchidaceae. Bases 126 to 2447 code for a protein of 773 amino acids.